UCAGCAUACUACCCUGAGCCACACCUGAAGUUCACAGCAUCUCCAAGAGAUGUGGAGCUACUCUUGACCUCACAAGGAGGGUACCCCCGACCCUCAGUGCAUUGGCUGGAUGACAGCGGUGAUGAUGUCACCAAUAACACAGUCACAAACAUCUCAGAGGACACACAGGGACUAUACACUGUGUUCAGUACACUAAAUCUACAGGGACAAGUCAACGAGACCAUCACCUUCGUCUUAAAGAACAAGGACCUGGGACAGGAGAUCAGGAGAGAGAUCACACUUUACUCAGCAAAUGAGAGGUCAUCAGUGGAAAAAGGCAGAAUUUCUGGAGACAACAGAAAGACAUGGAUAAUUAUUGUUCCUAUAGUGACAUUUGUACUGCUGUUGUUUGUACUAUUAAUGUCAGCAUUGAGAAAAACGUGCUAUGGCCAUCACAGAAACCAUCACCUGUCUACCAAACACCAUCAGGCUCAUCAGAGUACAGAGGUG
This is a messenger RNA of Coregonus clupeaformis (lake whitefish), 489 nucleotides long. Its product is annotated as ICOS ligand-like. The record is from RefSeq and is a predicted model, not a curated record. Lineage: Eukaryota; Metazoa; Chordata; Actinopteri; Salmoniformes; Salmonidae.